UCCCAGUCCACAACACGGGAGCGGCGGCUUCACGCUGUGUACAGCGGUAGGGAAUUAUUUUGAUAAUUGAGUGAACCGGUAGCAGUUGUGGGUAACCUGAAACGUUUUGCUGUGAGGUGAUCAGGGAUGGACUGUGUGCUCUGAAGAAGCUGGGAACACGAGGCUAGUUAAGGAACUAGAGGCUAGUUCCAAAGCUCUGUGAGAAGCCACGAGGAAGUUAGUUCCUUGUGAGUCAUGAGGUUGUCAGCCCCCUUGAGAGGAGCCCUAAAGUUGCCAACCCUCUGUGAGAAGCCUUGAGGUUGCUAGUCCCUGUGAGAAGCCCUGAGGUUGCUAGCCCCUGUGAGAAGCCCUGAGGUUGCUGGCCCCUGUGAGAAGCCCUGAGGUUGCUAGCUCCUGUGAGAAGCCCUGAGGUUGCUAGCUCCUGUGAGAAGCCCUGAGGUUGCUAGCUCCUGUGAGAAGCCCUGAGGUUGCUAGUCCCUGUGAGAAGCCCUGAGGUUGCUGGCUCCUGUGAGAAGCCCUGAGGUUGCUAGCUCCUGUGAGAAGCCCUGAGGUUGCUGGCCCCUGUGAGAAGCCCUGAGGUUGCUAGCUCCUGUGAGAAGCCCUGAGGUUGCUGUCUCCUGUGAGAAGCCCUGAGGUUGCUAGCUCCUGUGAGAAGCCCUGAGGUUGCUGGCCCCUGUGAGAAGCCCUGAGGUUGCUGGCCCGUGUGAGAAGCCCUGAGGUUGCUGGCUCCUGUGAGAAGCCCUGAGGUUGCUAGCUCCUGUGAGAAGCCCUGAGGUUGCUGGCCCCUGUGAGAAGCCCUGAGGUUGCUGGCCCCUGUGAGAAGCCCUGAGGUUGCUAGCCCCUGUGAGAAGCCCUGAGGUUGCUAGCCCCUGUGAGAAGCCCUGAAGUUGCUAGCCCCCUAUGAAAAGCCCUGAGGUUGCUAGCCCCUGUGAGAAGCCCUGAGGUUGCUAGCCCCUGUGAGAAGCCCUGAGGUUGCUAGCCCCUGUGAGAAGCCCUGAGGUUGCUAGCCCCUGUGAGAAGCCCUGAGGUUGCUAGCCCCUGUGAGAAGCCCUGAGGUUGCUAGCUCCUGUGAGAAGCCCUGAGGUUGCUAGCCCCUGUGAGAAGCCCUGAGGUUGCUAGCCCCUGUGAGAAGCCCUGAAGUUGCUAGCCCCUGUGAGAAGCCCUGAAGUUGCUAGCCCCUGUGAGAAGCCCUGAGGUUGCUAGCCCCUGUGAGAAGCCCUGAGGUUGCUAGCCCCUGUGAGAAGCCCUGAAGUUGCUAGCCCCUGUGAGAAGCCCUGAGGUUGCUAGCCCCUGUGAGAAGCCCUGAGGUUGCUAGCCCCUGUGAGAAGCCCUGAAGUUGCUAGCCCCUGUGAGAAGCCCUGAAGUUGCUAGCCCCCUAUGAAAAGCCCUGAGGUUGCUAGUCCCUGUGAAAAGCCCUGAGAUUGCAAGCCCCUGAGAGAAGUCAUGAGGGUGCCAGCCCUCUGUGAGAAGCCCUGAGAUUGCCAACUCCUUGUGAAAAGCCCUGAGGGGGGCCAUCUCUCCAUGAGGAACCCCAAGCCAGCAAUCUGUGAUUGCGACCUUCAGUGGCGCCACCAAAGUCUAAAAGAUUCCUGACUAGCACAAGCCGUUGUAAUUCCAAUACUUGAUAUUUCCUGUCUGUACAAGUUUGUGAUUCACUGCCAAGAUGAAGGACCAGUAUCGUGAGACUGAUGUUGUCCGCAACAUCCUGGAAAUUCAGUUUGGAGUGCUGUCAGCACAGGACAUGCAACAGCUGAGUCAUGCACAUGUUGUGUCUUCAGAACUGUACAGCUCUACAGUGGGCUCCCGUCAGCCAGCUCCCCAUGGAGUGCUUGACCGCCGCAUGGGUACUAGCCAAAAAGAUGUAACGUGUGAAACCUGUGCUAAAAACCUUACGGACUGUAUAGGCCACUACGGCUACCUGGAUCUUGCCAGACCUGUCUUUCAUGUUGGCUACUUCAAAAACACGAUUCAUAUUCUUCAAAACAUUUGCAAAACCUGUGCAUAUGUUUUGCUGAAACCUAAGGACAAACCUGGCUUGUGUGAACAAGCCAAAAGAAUCAAUUCAUAUCUCCAGAAGAAAGCUCUCUAUAAACGGAUUAAUGAACUAUGUAAGAAGGUGUCAUUGUGCGCCUACUGCGGGGCCCAGAACGGCAUAGUGAAGAAGCUCCCUCCACUCAAAAUUUUACAUGAAAGGUUUAGGAGUGUGAAGAAGGGCGACCCUAUCCUUACGAAUUAUUUUUCCCAGUUUGACACGGCGUUAGAAUACAACAAGGAGCUGGAGGCACAGUUGUCUUCAAAUGUUAUUGAGUUUCUCAACCCUAGUCAAGUUUUGGACCUGUUUGAGAGGAUCCCUCUGGCUGACCUGCCUCUGCUGUGUAUGGACCAGCAGUUUUCACACCCUAAGGAUCUUAUACUUACUCGUCUUUUGGUUCCGCCGAAUUGUAUUCGUCCGUCUGUUAUAUCAGAACUGAAAUCUGGCACGAACGAAGACGACAUCACAGUGAUGUUGACAGAAAUCAUCUUCCUGAACAACCUAAUCAACAAGCGUAGUUCAGGGAAGGUUCAGAGUAUUCAAGACUCCUGGGAGCACCUGCAACUUCACGUUGCAUUUAUCAUGAACUCUGAAAUUUCCGUGCCACAUGAUUUAAGUAUGGCGAGAAAGACUACACGAGGUUUUGUUCAACGGCUGAAGGGUAAACAAGGUCGUUUUAGGGGUAAUCUGUCUGGAAAGCGAGUGGAUUUCUCCAGUCGAACUGUGAUAUCACCGGAUCCUAAUCUAAGAAUUAACGAGGUUGGAGUUCCAAUAGAGGUGGCUAAACAGCUGACAUACCCAGAGAAAGUUACAGCACAUAACAUAACACUGAUGAGGCAGCUGGUCAAGAAUGGUCCUGACGUUCACCCUGGGGCUCUGUUUGUCGAGCCUCGGUCAACUCCCGGCAUCAAGAAGUCCCUAAGAUACGUCCACAGGGCGAGAAUGGCCACGGAACUCCGACAAGGAGACAUCAUUGAGAGGCAUUUAAUUGAUGGGGAUAUUGUCCUGUACAACCGUCAGCCGUCUCUGCAUAAAAUGAGCAUUAUGUCACAUCGGGUGCGUGUCUUACCGUGGAGAACCUUCAGGUUUAAUGAGUGCGUGUGCACACCAUACAAUGCAGAUUUUGAUGGUGAUGAGAUGAACCUUCAUGUGCCACAGACGGAGGAGGCACGAGCUGAAGCUCUGAUGUUGAUGGGGGUAACCUCCAACCUCGUAACCCCAAGACACGGCGCUCUGAUCAUCGGUGCUACACAGGAUUUCCUCACAGGAUCAUACCUCAUCACCCAAAAGGACCAGUUUUUUGACAAGGAGCACACCUGUGCCCUGAUAACGUCCAUUCUGGCUGGCAAAGAAUCUGUAUAUAGAAUUGACCUUCCACCACCAGCCAUAAUGAAGCCUAAGCAGCUAUGGACGGGGAAGCAGAUAUUUAGUGCCAUAAUACGACCCAAUAAGGAUUUCCCCGUCGAAUGCAACCUGACGACAAAGAGAAAAGACUACACACGAGGAGAAGAACUAUGCUCCAAUGAAGCUUAUGUGAUCAUGAGAAACUCGGAGCUUCUCGCCGGUGCUCUUGACAAGUCACUUUUGGGCUCCGGUUCCAAAAAGAAUAUCUUCUAUGUCAUUUUGAAGGAUUAUGGAAAGGACCAUGCUGCAGAUGCCAUGUGGAGAGUAGCAAGACUCUCCACACUCUUCCUCAUGAAUAGAGGCUUCUCUAUUGGUAUCGGAGACGUCAUGCCAGGAUCUGGGCUGCUCACCAGAAAACAAGAAUUGCUUGACGAUGGAUAUGGUAAAUGUGAUGAAUUCAUCUCACAGCUUAAGGAAGGAACGCUCCAGUGCCAACCAGGCUGUACGGCAGAGGAAACCCUGGAACAGCUCAUUCUUAAAGAACUGAGUACUAUUCGUGACAAAGCUGGCAAAGCGUGUGUGAUGGAGCUGCACAAGACUAAUGCGGCGCUCAUCAUGGCCAUCUCUGGAUCCAAGGGCUCAUUUAUCAACAUCUCCCAGAUGAUUGCGUGUGUGGGCCAGCAGGCCAUCGGUGGCAAGAGAGUUCCAAAUGGUUUUGAUGAUCGUGCUCUUCCUCACUAUGAAAGGCAUUCCAAGAUACCCGCUGCAAAGGGGUUUGUUAGUAACAGUUUUUUCUCUGGAAUGACACCUACUGAGUUCAUCUUUCAUACCAUGGCUGGGCGAGAGGGUUUGGUUGACACGGCUGUCAAAACAUCCGAAACGGGCUACAUGCAGCGGCGUCUGGUGAAGUCGCUGGAGGACCUGUAUGUGGCAUAUGACAUGACUGUUCGUAAUUCAACGCAAGACAUUAUACAGUUCAAAUAUGGCGGUGAUGGGCUUGACCCCACUGAGCUGGAGGGCAACACUGGACCUAUUGACCUAGAGCGUGUCCUUGAUCACACCCGAGCCAAGAACCCAUUUCCGGAGGAAGAUCCCCUCACGGGCACUGAAAUCCUUCAGCUGGCAGAGAAAUACCUGGCAGAAGAUGCAUUUAAGGAGCUAUCAGAUGAGUUCAAAGACGAGCUAAAGACAUUCAUGGAAAAAUUCUCCAAGAGAGUUGACAAGAUUCGAUCCCGCCUAUCAAAAGCUACGGGUCGCAAGUCUCAUCCAGUAGAGCGACACAUAGAGCGCCUGACCUUUACUCAGUUGAUCCAUUUCCUCAACUCAUGUCUGGAUCGGUAUCAGGCGGCAGUGAUGGAGCCAGGAACUGCCGUUGGUGCUCUCUGUGCACAGAGUAUUGGUGAGCCAGGAACGCAGAUGACAUUGAAGACCUUCCAUUUUGCUGGUGUGGCUGCCAUGAACAUCACCCUCGGUGUGCCACGUAUAUUGGAAAUCAUCAACGCAUCACGCAGUAUCUCGACUCCGAUUAUUACGGCCAAACUUAAGGAUGACACUGAUCCAGAGAAAGCCAGGCAGGUUAAAGGUCGCGUCGAGAAGACGUUAUUGGGUGAAGUGUGCAACUACGUGGAGGAAGUCUUCCUGCCGGACGACUGCUUCCUUCUCUUGAAGCUUGCAAUGGACCGUAUAAGACUACUAAAGCUGGAGGUUGAUGCUCAUUCUAUUAAAUACUCCAUCUGCACCUCAAAACUAAAGGUAAAAGAAUCGGAUGUUCGUGUCGAGUCUGAUACGAUCAUCACAGUUAGACCCUCCAUCACGAAGGCGUCUGCAAUGUACUACCAGCUGCAGCAUUUGAAACAACACAUUACCAAAGUAAUCAUCAAGGGUUUGCCUUCAGUGAAUCGUGCUGUUAUUAAUCAAAAUGACACUGGACCUGGAGGAAUUAAUCGCUAUGAGUUGCUGGUAGAGGGAGACAAUCUACGGGAGGUCAUUGCUACCUAUGGUGUCGCUGGAACCCGCUGUACUUCCAACAAUACGUAUGAAGUGUUCACAUGUCUUGGCAUUGAAGCUGCAAGACUAACUAUCAUUAGGGAAAUUACAAUAACGAUGGAAACUCAUGGUCUGAGUGUUGAUCGGCGGCACGUGAUGCUCCUGGCUGACCUGAUGACUUCCCGUGGCCAGGUACUGGGGAUCACUCGACAUGGACUCUCCAAAAUGAAGGAAUCUGUCCUUAUGCUUGCCUCUUUUGAGAAAACUGCAGAUCACUUGUUUGACGCAGCGUAUCAUGGUCAGAGUAACCCCAUCAAGGGCGUCAGUGAUUGCAUCAUAAUGGGGAAGCCCAUGAAUAUUGGUACAGGCGUGUUUAAGCUUCUCCACAGUCACCGGAGGGAACCGAAGCCCAGAAUGCGCACCCUCUUGUUCGAUCACCCGGAAAUGCAUAUUCCUAUGCCUAUCAGUGGAUGGGCCUAGUUACAUAUUGUAUAAUGUAAUGUAUAUAAUUUUUGAAUAGUAGCAAUGUGGGAUGGUUUAAUGAGAAGCUCUAUACUAUGUUGCAGGAAUAUUUUAAGUAUACAGUACAGUACUUUUGUUUGAACUCUUUGAGGACAAGAUUGUAUAUUUUAAUGUGUUUUUCAUAUAAUGUAUUUAUAUAUAAAAGUGUUGUUAUCUUUAAUUUGGAUGCCACUAAAGUUUUUUUUUUUUUAUUGCUGCUAUUUUUGUAUAAGGGUUGAUUAAAGUGGCAGAUCACUAAGCUGUACUAUGUCAGAUCCUGAACCUGUACAAAUAAAUGAGUGAAAUUUGACAACUGUUUGGACCAAGAUCAAUUAAAGACCUCAGAAAGUA
Procambarus clarkii (red swamp crayfish) is the source of this 6214-nucleotide messenger RNA. RefSeq names its product RNA polymerase III subunit A (gene Polr3A). Gene Ontology annotation, molecular function: DNA binding. Gene Ontology annotation, biological process: DNA-templated transcription. The record is from RefSeq and is a predicted model, not a curated record. Lineage: Eukaryota; Metazoa; Arthropoda; Malacostraca; Decapoda; Cambaridae. Gene Ontology annotation, cellular component: RNA polymerase III complex.